This is a messenger RNA of Ipomoea nil (Japanese morning glory), 744 nucleotides long. RefSeq lists its product as uncharacterized. Bases 1 to 744 code for a protein of 247 amino acids. Lineage: Eukaryota; Viridiplantae; Streptophyta; Magnoliopsida; Solanales; Convolvulaceae. The transcript has a single exon. The record is from RefSeq and is a predicted model, not a curated record.
AUGGCAGCGGAACAACAACAUUAUCCGACGCUGCUACACCUCUUUGAUUCUUUGUGGUUCGAACACCAAAUUCUCACCUCGAAAAACCCAACCUUAAUAUCAUCAAAUUCAAACCCGACACCCCAAGAAGAUGUCGAGAAUCCUAAAAAGCUUUCUAGAACCCCAACUUUCAUCUCCAGAUCUUUCAGCGACCAAUGUUUGAGCUCCAAGGACAGCUUGGAUUCAGAGGUGCCCUCUCCCAAGUCUGUUCUUCUCGAGUCGUCCAAGCUCCAGCCCAUUCUUUCCGGCAAGGAGUACAUCGGAAUUUCCGAACAGGGGGAGAUGAAAGACGCCGGCGGCAGCUUCACCGGCGUGAGUUUCAAGAACAGAGAAAGUUGCCGGAGGAGGAGGAGAAGGAAGGAUGGUAGUGGGAACAGUAAGAGCUUAUCCGAGCUCGAGUUUAAGGAGCUAAAAGGGUUUAUGGAUCUUGGGUUUGUGUUCUCGGAUGAGGAUAGGGAUUCAACCCUGGUUUCAAUUAUCCCUGGGCUGCAGAGGCUGGGAAGAGAAGGCGUAGAAGAAGAAGGAGAGAAGAAGGGGAUUGCAGUUUCAAGGCCAUAUCUUUCAGAAGCAUGGGAUGUUAUGGGAGAAAACAGGAAGAAUCAGAAUCCAUUAGUGAAUUGGAGAAUUCCAGAUUUUGGUAAUGAAAUGGACAUGAAAAACCAUCUUAGAUUCUGGGCUCAUACUGUUGCAUCUAAUGCUAGAUAA